Molecule: messenger RNA, 2416 nt
Organism: Coregonus clupeaformis (lake whitefish)
Lineage: Eukaryota; Metazoa; Chordata; Actinopteri; Salmoniformes; Salmonidae
Product: autophagy-related protein 101
Exons: 2
Coding region: 625-1278 (217 amino acids)
Biological process (GO): autophagosome assembly; autophagy
Cellular component (GO): phagophore assembly site
Source: RefSeq, a predicted model, not a curated record
AUGUGGGCCUUGUUUUCAUCUCUAGUUGGUCUUCCGAAACUAUCAAUUAUAUCUUCAAAUACAUUUUCAUAUCUAAGAAAAUCAGCUUUUUGAUGUAGAAAUAACUGCAAUUACAUAGCUUUUAUCGAUAGUUUCUGACUUAUAUACACGUGUUGUUACAUUGCAGAGAUACAAGAACGGAGGUAUAAGAACGGACACAAGGCUCGGAUUGGACCACAAGAUUUUCCAACGUUGCGUUUACAGAAGUAGCUCCUCCCAUCUUUAGUAGGACAACGAAAUUACAGUUUGUGUGUCAACAAGUUAUUAUUAAUAAAUACAUGUAAAGAACAUAGCUAGCAACAACAUAUUUUCUACAUAUGUAUGUUGCAAUAUUCAACAAGUCAGUCUGAAAGUAACGUGUUCUAUUGAUAACCAUCGAGCUUGCCACAGGAAACUAACGUUUGCUGCGUUAAUAGCUAGUUAGCUACUUACAAUAGCUAGCAGUAACGUUAGCAGCUAACGCGUUAGCUAGCUUGUUUAGAUGUUUAGCCCAGUUGGAUGGAACGUAAACAACAGUUGAAGGGUGUGCUGGAAUAGCAAGUUCCCCCAUAUAUUCCAUCUGCUUCUGUGGGGAAACAGAUCACCAUGAACUGCCGUUCGGAGGCUCUGGAAGUGUCGGUGGAGGGAAGACAGGUCGACGAGGCCAUGUUGGCUCUGUUACACACUAUAUUACUGCAUCGCAGCACUGGGAAAUUUCAUUACAAGAAAGAGGGCACCUACUCCAUUGGCACUGUUGGCACACAGGACAUUGACUGCGACUUCAUUGAUUUCAGUUUUGUUCGUGUUUCUUCAGAUGAGCUUGACAGGGUCAUCAGGAAAGCAGUAGGAGAAUUCAAGGAUGCCAUGGGAAAUGGGACAGAUGGAAUGGGACAAAUCUCACUGGAGUUCUACCAGAAAAAAAAGUCCCGGUGGCCUUUCUCCGAUGAGUGUAUUCCCUGGGAGGUCUGGAGCAUUAAGGUCAAUGUCGUCAACCUGGCCAACGAGCAGGAGAGACAGAUCUGCCGGGAGAAAGUGGGCGAGAAGCUGGGUGAGAAGGUGAUCAACAUCGUGGAGGUGAUCAACCGGCACGAGUACCUACCCAAGAUGCCCACCCAGUCGGAAGUGGACAAUGUGUUCGACACCAGCCUCAAAGACGUCCAGCCUUACCUGUACAAAAUCACUUUUCAGAUCACUGAUACGCUGGGCACCUCAGUGAGCACCACCAUGAGAAGGCUAAUAAAAGACACCUUAGCACUGUGAGGGCACCUCAAGAUGAUGUGCAUCUUAAAACAUGGCUGUGGGUAGCCUGGUUCCAAAUCGUUUUGUGCUGUCUUGUCAACUCUUAUGGUUGUGACCAUUGGAUGACUAUAGAAGUUGGCAAGACAACACAAACAGAUCUGAGACCAGGCUAAAUUGUGGGCUUUAUUGACUAGGGGAUGUAAUUGCUUAAAUUAAAGGUUAUACAAAUGCUGCCAUAUACACAAAAUUAUAUUCAAUUUCUUUUAACUCAGUUUCUUUUUUUAAGAGCUUCCACACAAAUUCAGAGCACAAAUUUAAAUACAUAUUUUGUUAGAACCUAACAUCAAAAUGUUCCAUCUUUCAAAUCUGAAUAUCAAUAUCUGUGGUUACUGCGGUCUCAAUAAAUGUACAAAUGUAAUCUGAGGAUACAGUUAUCAUGAAACAAACAAAUCAUUGAUAAAAUUUUUUAAUCUUAUUUUAAAUCCUCUUUUCCAGAUGUACUGUAAUUAACAAGCCAUCACAACCACAGCAACCCCAAAACAUCUGACUGUUGUAUAGGAACUAUUUUCCAAAUCCCGCCUUUUCCCCAAGGGCAACAGUCUUGCUUUCACAUGUUCUUAAAUUUUUUAACCCUUGGUUGGCAAGAUGACACAAACAGAUCUGGGACCAGGUUAAAUUGUGGGCUUUAUUGGCUAUGGGAUGUAAUUGCUUCAUUGACAUGGGCAUUUGCAGGCCUGUGGGUGUCUUAACUAUUAGUUAGAAGCACUGAUAGUACGCUAGAAGUACAACCACCCAAUGUCUAAUCAGAAAGUAAAAUCAGUUUUAUUCACAUUUGUAAGCAGUCAUUUUAGGAUCCUAGUUAUCUCUAUUCUUUCUCCAAAUGCCUUUGUCAACACUGAAACAUGACCUUUCACAUCCGAUAGUACAGAGUAUAACAUUGUCAAGUAUCAUUUUUGCUUUUAUGUUUUUUGUAUGAACAAAGUGCUGCAAGGAGCAUGUCUGUCUGAAACAGGUUUUCAUUUAAUAACUGCUUUAUGGAAGUUUUAUAUUUUCAAGUAAUUGUAAAGUCAUUUUCUUAUUUAUGUUUGACAUUUGCUUUAAGAAAAUGAUGUGCAGAAAGAUGUUUCACUUUUGAAAAUAAAAUGAUCACCUGAAUUAA